Molecule: messenger RNA, 967 nt
Organism: Pieris rapae (cabbage white)
Lineage: Eukaryota; Metazoa; Arthropoda; Insecta; Lepidoptera; Pieridae
Product: U6 snRNA-associated Sm-like protein LSm8
Exons: 1
Coding region: 621-911 (96 amino acids)
Biological process (GO): mRNA splicing, via spliceosome
Cellular component (GO): precatalytic spliceosome; U4/U6 x U5 tri-snRNP complex; U6 snRNP
Molecular function (GO): RNA binding
Source: RefSeq, a predicted model, not a curated record
UAUAAAAAAACAAGUUAAGAAACACCGUCAUAAGAAGUAAGACAAUAGUCAUGUAAGUACUUACUAGAAUAGAUAGUUUGAAGUGGAGAUGGACUGGGCAGUGGGCACAUGCUGCUCAGUACACAAAAGAAGUGGUGCAACAUAAUAUCAAACUGGUACCCUAGAGAGAUGGGAGAAGGAACAGAGGGAGACAAAGCAGGAAAUGGGAAGACGAAUUGAAACUGGCGGCGGGCCCGAAAUGGAGAAGGGUUGCUAGUGACAGAUUACAGUGGAAAUUGUUGGAGGAGGCCUUUGCCAAGAGGCACACUGAAUUAAGAGACAUUUCAUAAAUAAAACAGACACCACCAUGCAAAGAAAGCAAUUCAGGAUAAGAGGCUCAUUUUCAUAUGAGUGUGUAACUAUAUAUUAUGUAUAGAGAUGGAAAUGGGUCAUCGUAUAAAGACAAACGUUCAAACAUUGAUAUAGCAUUAUUAUCAACUGUCACGUCUUGUUGUAGGCUGUUCCUGUUUGUCUAAAUUUAGUCUGUGCGUUAUGCCGAAUGCUUAUCUCGAUAAAUCUUAGUCGAUGUAACAUUUGAUUAUUAAUUGUUUGAAUAUAAAACGUAAACGUACUUUAUUAUUAUGGCUUCAGGACUUGAAAAUUAUAUAAACCAAACAGUGUCAGUAAUCACCGCCGAUGGACGAAAUUUUAUCGGCACGCUCAAAGGUUUUGACCAGACUAUAAAUGUUAUUCUGGAUGAAUCUCAUGAAAGAGUAUUUUCCUCAUCUUCUGGUAUCGCACAAGUUGUUCUUGGAUUACAUAUAAUACGAGGAGACAAUAUUGCUAUAGUGGGCCAAAUCGACGAAUCUAUAGAUAGUAGAUUAGAUCUAGGUAAUAUUAAAGCAGAACCCUUAGGCCCUAUUGUACAUUAGAAAGCUAUUAUACGUGUUAUUAAUAAGAAUAAUAAUAAAUUUUGUUAUAAAUUUUA